This is a messenger RNA of Sesamum indicum (sesame), 1618 nucleotides long. RefSeq names its product auxin canalization protein (DUF828). The record is from RefSeq and is a predicted model, not a curated record. NCBI's taxonomy places the organism in Eukaryota, Viridiplantae, Streptophyta, Magnoliopsida, Lamiales, Pedaliaceae. Gene Ontology annotation, biological process: leaf vascular tissue pattern formation; phloem or xylem histogenesis; auxin-activated signaling pathway.
GUGCACAGAAACACCUAACUCAUUUGUGACAGGGUCGUCUCCACGGCUUAUGACCAUUUGACUGAGCAUUCCACAGAAUUUUCUAUACCAUAAAUGUAUGUAUACUUUACUCAACCCUUGAGGUAUACUGUCUGCUAAAAACAUAGGAGAGGGAAUUCAAUAUACGUUAUUACCAAACUUUUCCAAGGAAUAAACACCUGAAUUCGUGGGAGGUCCCAAGCACGAGACAGCAUUCUUGUAUUGGUUUCAGGCGUUGUGUCUCUCAGACAACCCUGUCUCUCCUGCUUAUAUGUAUAUAUACAGCUAUAUAUAUGAAUCAAAGUGCACAAAUCUCUUGUCAUCCUCUCAUCCAUCAACAAGAAAAUAGUUAUUUCACGUAGAGUGGUCAAAUGGAGAGCGUACCAUACUGGCUUAAGCAUGCAGAAGAGGGCGAUGAGGUGAAGGGAGAAACGGCGUUACCAGCAAUACCUCAACCAGAAACACCGACAGAGCCAAUGGAGUUCUUGUCGAGGUCUUGGAGUCUGUCGGCAAGUGAAAUCUCUAAAGCGAUUGCUAGGAACCAGAUGCAGCCGGCAUUUGACAUCAGUUUCAGCAGCAUUCCUGAAACAGAUACAGCACCGUAUUUUCCUACCAAAGUCAUGAAACCAGUAAAUGGACGAACACGAGCUGGGGCAAUCGGAAGGUUGUUCCAUCACAAGGAGUGUAAUGUCACCAGCACCGUCAAAAAGAAGGAUAAGGUCCGAAUGGAGAAUGCCCACACGCAUGCUGUUCUCUCCAUUGCUGGACUGGCAGCAGCCUUAGCAGCUGCUGCUUCGGCAGAGAAAUCUAAAGAUUUAAGCUCAAAGAUGAGCAUGGCAAUGGCAUCAGCAACUGAACUCUUGGCCUCAUACUGCAUUGAGUUGGCAGAAUCAGCUGGUGCAGAUCGUGAGCGUGUAGCCUCUGUUGUAACAUCAGCAGUAGGAAUCCGCACUGCAAGUGAUCUGUUAACUCUGACAGCAGCAGCAGCAACCGCUCUGCGAGGAGAAGCAGCUCUGAGAGCAAGAUUGCCUAAGGAAGCAAAGAGGAGUGCAGCUAUAAGUCCUUAUGAGCAGGUCAUGGUAGAUUGUCGUUCUCCAGAAGCUUUUCAUAGUGAGAUCGAGGAAGAGGACCUUCCCUGUGUUGGUGACUUACUACAGCUCACUCGCAAAGGUGUGCUACGAUGGAAACAUGUCUCCGUCUACAUCAACAAGGCAUGCCAGGUAACAAUCAAGUUGAAGAGCAGACACGUCGGUGGAGCCUUUUCCAAAAAUAAUAAAAGUAUAGUGUAUGAAGUCAUUGAUGAGAGUGGCGGAUGGCCAUUUACAAAAGAAAGGGAAAACAUGGAAGUGUACUUUGGGGUGAAAACUGCACAGGGGCUAUUGGAGUUCAAGUGCAAGAACAAAGUACAUAAACAAAAAUGGGUGAAUGGAAUUCGAAAACUUCUCCACCGCAGAAGUCAGUUUCAAGAGGCUGAUGACUCCGAAAGAGCAUUGAAUAUCAAUAAGAGCAUUUAAUCACUUUUUGGGCAGACAAAUUUUGUUAAAGUUUCUCUUCUGAAUUGAGAGUUCCCUUUAUAGUACAUAGCCCCGUAUGGUAAGAG